AUGGUCCUCAUAACCUGGCAAGGAGGUUCAACGGGGGAUAACGUGGCCAAGUUAACUACUCAACUUGGCAUUAUUGUCCGGAAUGGUAACAUUGUUCCUCUUACUUUUCUCGACUGGAACAAUGUGCCUGAUGAUAUUAUUGAUGCUAUCUGGAAGGAUGUGAAGGACAAUUUGAAUAUAUGUCCAGAGGAGUACAAGCCAAUCUGCAUGAAAAACUGCAACAACAUAUGGAAGGAUCACAAGAACAAGCUUAAGGCUAAGUAUUUCAAACCUAGAAGCUCUGAUCCUAAUAUGAAGGAUGAUGUUCCUAUGAACAUUGUGCCAAGCCAGUGGGAACAACUUGUAGAGUAUUGGCGUACUUCCGAUGCUGAGGUAUACAAUUACGUUAUAUUUAAGAUAUGUAAACAUACAAAUCAUAUUUACAUACUUACAUUUGUUGAACUUGUUAUAGAAAAUUGCAAGUAGGAAAGCUAAAAAUCGGCGAGCU
This is a messenger RNA of Camellia sinensis, 487 nucleotides long. NCBI's taxonomy places the organism in Eukaryota, Viridiplantae, Streptophyta, Magnoliopsida, Ericales, Theaceae. The record is from RefSeq and is a predicted model, not a curated record.